Molecule: messenger RNA, 1197 nt
Organism: Camellia sinensis
Lineage: Eukaryota; Viridiplantae; Streptophyta; Magnoliopsida; Ericales; Theaceae
Source: RefSeq, a predicted model, not a curated record
AUGGCCCGAGCGGAAGUUAAAAGGGAAGGUGAUGAUUAUGACAUUUCAAAUGAAGCAAAUGUCAUUCGUUUGAUGAAUGAAAGUCGGGUAGAACCUUAUCAUGGUUGCGAAGCUGGUCCGAGCAAUGAAGAAGCAACCAACAUGAACAUUGGAGAUGGUGGAGCCGAUGUGAAAAAAGAAAUGGUUUACGAUGCUCAUGGCAAUGACAUGGUUGGUGAUGUUGAACGUGCUAUUCUGGAACAGAAAUUUGAUUCGGUCGAAGAUGGAAAAGCUUUCUACAAUGCGUAUGCUAAAGCCAAGGGAUUUAGUAUACAAAGAUCUAGAUUUAACACAAAUAAAGAGGGAAAGGUCAUUAGUAGGCUGUGGUUGUGUUCAAGGGAAGAUGCUGGUGAAGGGAGAAAGUAUGUUGUGACUCACUUCGUCGCAGACCACAACCAUGAAUUGGCGAAACAACACUGUGUGAUGUAUCUGAGGUCACAUCGUAGUUUAAACAGCGCUGACAAAGCUCAAGCAAUGGCUCUGCACAACGUCGGUGUGAAGACUAGCCAAAUCAUGAACUAUAUGGUAAAUCAAUCCAGGUCUUAUGAGAAUGUUGGUUUCGUCCGUACAGAUCUGCACAACCAUAUUGAAGCCGAACGUAGAGCAGAAGUUGAGGAUGGUGAUGCGCAAGGUGCAUUGGUUUACCUAUGUGCAAAACUUGAUGUUGAUCCACGUUUUUUUUACAAGUAUGAUGUGUGUAAUGAUAAUAAGUUACAAAAUCUGUUCUGGGCAGAUUCGAAAUCGCAGGCCGACUACGCAAAGUUUGCUAAUGAGACAAUUAAGACAUACACAUGGGUUUUGGAAACAUUUAUGGAGGCGAUGGGCAAUAAAGCACCUGUGUCCGUACUGACAGAUGGGGAUAAGGCGAUGCGAGAGGCAAUCAGAAGAGUAUUUCCAGAUGCAAGACAUCGAUUAUGUAAUUGGCAUCUUGGGAAAAAUGCUGGUUCAAAUGUUCACAUAAGUGGCUUUGCACAUGCUUUCAAGCAGUGCAUGGACAUGGAAACGGAUGAGACAAAGUUUGAGCAUGGCUGGACGACAAUGGUCGAAAAAUUUGGACUUCAAACCAACAGUUGGGUGUUGGAGACACAUGAGAAGCAUCAUAUGUGGGCUGAGGCAUAUAUGCGUGGACAUUUCUUUGCUGGGAUGAAGAGCACUUAG